Messenger RNA from Pochonia chlamydosporia 170, 828 nucleotides. RefSeq names its product heat shock protein DnaJ. Gene Ontology annotation, biological process: spliceosomal complex disassembly. The transcript has a single exon. The record is from RefSeq and is a predicted model, not a curated record. NCBI's taxonomy places the organism in Eukaryota, Fungi, Ascomycota, Sordariomycetes, Hypocreales, Clavicipitaceae. Gene Ontology annotation, cellular component: spliceosomal complex. The coding region runs from base 1 to 828 and encodes 275 amino acids.
AUGAGCGAGGAUAACAAGGAUCUCCCGCGGCUUGCAGGCGAAUACGCCGAGAAGGACAUCGAUCUUUACGAUGUUCUCCGUAUUGACGCGCUCACCCCAAAGGAGGACAUCCAUCGAGCAUGGAGAAAAGCUUCCCUGAAACACCAUCCUGACAAAGCCGGUGCCGACUACGACCCAGAAAAAUGGGAGCUGUUAGAAAAGGCGCGAGACAUUUUGAUGGACGAAAAUUCUCGCACCGUCUACGAUGGAGCAAUCAAGGCAAAGCUCCUCCGGAAGCAGGAACGCGAGGCCAUGGACAAGGAGCGCAAGAAGUUUGCAGAUGAUCUUGAGGCGCGCGAAAAUGCGGCCAGGAGAGUGAGGGACGAGAAGGAGCAAAUGGAUCGGGAGAUGCUGCAGAAAGAGCGUGAGAGAUUGAAUGAGCAGCAACGCAUGAGGGAGGAGGAGGCGGUACGGCAGGCUGAGGCUGCGCAGGAGGUGGAAGACUUGGCUGAGGCGAGGAGGCGGUUGAAGGAGAAGAGGGACGAGAAGGCAAGGAAGAGGCAGGCCAAGGAGAGCAUGAAGGCGACCCUUGGAUCGAUUGGCAAGCCUUCUGGACCGGCGAAUGGGACUGUCAACGUUCCUGGGGAUUAUGUUGCGGAUUUGAGUAUCAAUGUCCCGUACUGGGAGCUGGUUUGUGAGAAGCUACGUGCCGUUCAGGCGGUUCGAAAUUUACAGAAGCAGGAUACGUCGGCGGAGAUUCUGCAAGAAGCGGAAAAGGCGGUCCUUGAGGCGCGAAGGAAGAUUCACGAAGUAGAGGUCAGGUAUCAGCGCGAGACGGCAGCGGUUUAA